Ilex paraguariensis (yerba mate) is the source of this 345-nucleotide messenger RNA. Lineage: Eukaryota; Viridiplantae; Streptophyta; Magnoliopsida; Aquifoliales; Aquifoliaceae. The record is from the annotation of a GenBank genome assembly.
UGGCUGACAAAGAGAAACAAAAGAGCCCUUGAAAAGAUAAAAUCUGAACUCAUGCUGCUGGGGUUUGUCUCAUUGCUCCUGACAGUUGGACAGGGGCCCAUUUCAGAAUUCUGUAUCCCAAAAUCAGUUGGAAAUAGUUGGCAUUCAUGUGACAAGAAGCAAGAAGACACCAAGUACAAAGUGGAGGAAAAGUAUUCCGAUGACAAAGGAGGAAGAAGACUUCUAGCUUUUCUAGACUCCGGUGACAGUCCUCGUCGUGUUUUAGCCGCUGCUGUGUAUGACAAAUGCGCAGCCAAGGUAAGAACAGAUAUUCUCUUGCUUCUGUCAUGGAAAAAAAAAAACUAG